Laetiporus sulphureus 93-53 is the source of this 315-nucleotide messenger RNA. RefSeq lists its product as uncharacterized. The record is from RefSeq and is a predicted model, not a curated record. Bases 1 to 315 code for a protein of 104 amino acids. Lineage: Eukaryota; Fungi; Basidiomycota; Agaricomycetes; Polyporales; Laetiporaceae. The transcript has a single exon.
AUGUCGCAUCUCCAUCCGGUCUUCCAUGUCUCCCUCCUCGAGCCAUAUCAACUUCUCACUGAUGUUCUUCAUCGCACUCCUGUGCAUCCCACACACAUCGAGCUCCAGUCUGAUCUUUCGCAGAUCGAGACCUUCAUCGACUGUCGAAAGGUUGGGCGCCAGUAUAACUAUUUCAUACAUUGGAAGGACCAGCCAGUUUCUGAACGGUCUUGGAUUGCUCUCUCUGACAUCCCUUCCUCACUCAAUGAGCAGCUCAAAUGUUUCCUUUGCCGGCAUCCAAAGCUGCCUCGUCUGCAUCGCAUCGUUCUCGAUUGA